Austrofundulus limnaeus is the source of this 3815-nucleotide messenger RNA. It is a transcript of the gene oprm1, whose product is annotated as opioid receptor, mu 1. Gene Ontology annotation, molecular function: morphine receptor activity; G-protein alpha-subunit binding; beta-endorphin receptor activity. The record is from RefSeq and is a predicted model, not a curated record. Gene Ontology annotation, biological process: sensory perception of pain; G protein-coupled opioid receptor signaling pathway; neuropeptide signaling pathway. Lineage: Eukaryota; Metazoa; Chordata; Actinopteri; Cyprinodontiformes; Rivulidae. Gene Ontology annotation, cellular component: plasma membrane; neuron projection.
AUACACUAAAAUGAAGACAGCUACCAACAUCUACAUCUUCAACCUGGCKCUKGCAGAYACYUUGGUCACCAGCACGCUUCCGUUCCAGAGUGUCAACUAUCUGAUGGGCACCUGGCCCUUUGGCGACGUCCUGUGCAAGAUGGUGAUGUCCAUCGACUACUACAACAUGUUCACCUCCAUCUUCACCCUCACCACCAUGAGCAUCGACCGCUACGUCGCCGUCUGCCACCCCGUCAAGGCGCUGGAUUUCAGGACGCCGCGCAACGCCAAGAUUGUCAACGUGUGCAACUGGAUUCUCUCCUCGGCUAUCGGGCUGCCGGUCAUGUUCAUGGCCUCCACCGCUGUGACUCAUCCGCUAGUCUGAACCCGGUUCUUUACGGUUACCUGGAUGAGAACUUCAAGCGUUGUUUCCGUGAGUUCUGCACCCCGAGUCCUUCAGUGCUGGAGACCCAGAACUCCUCCAGAACCGGAGCCACCAGCCGUAAAGUCCCACAGCGAGAACACAACACUGCAAACACGGGCGAAAGGUCCAAUCAGCAGGUAUGACUAGCCUUGGAGGGGUCGUCGGCGGACGCUCGCUGUUGUGGUGGCGUCACCAACGACGAUCUCAACUCAGAACUGACGCAGGUCACCACGGGGCUUUAAUCUCAUGCACAGGAACCACACGAGCACAAACCCAGAACCCGGCCAGAAGCUGAGCAGCACGGACCGCUUCACUUGCACCGAGUCAGGCUGUGGACCCGUUGCUGCUCAUGUGGCUACACAGAUCUUUGGUUUUUAAACUCAUCCAAGCAGCAARAUCAGUGAAAUAAAUCUGCUUUAAACAUUACGAAUAUCACGGUCCAGUUUAGCAAUUUUGAGUUUUAAUUUCAUUUCAUGUGCUCUGUGUAGAGAGAAACAUUCACCAGUAAGUAGACAGAYGACAAACCACUUUAGUGUAGUGAAAUAUUUUAUUUACUUUGCCUUAGUUAUCUCCUACAUGUUUAAGACAAACCUGUUAAUUGUUCGUAUGCCUUCACGCCACUCUGCCACAGUUCCUCAGGAUGUCUCCUGAGAGAAGUACUUUUACUUGUCAGAAAAACAACGGGAGUCACGGGGAAUGUGGAUUUACAGUUGUUACAGCUCAAAAGGUCCGUGGCUUUCUGCCCGCGUGAAGACUCCGCUGAAUAGAAGGUGUAAUUCGGAGUCAUUUGCCCCCGCUGUGUUUUUCAAUCUGUCUGAGUCGGAACGCAGCGGGGGGUCGACGCUAACGGUUAGCACCAAUCUCCGAGCUACGCGACGCCACRCUGGCCGCAGCAUUUUUCAGGAUUACGAAAAGUGUCGCCUUUACGGGUUGUGUUCUUUUCAUCAAUGAAGUUCCUGUUUCCUCACUUCACUUUAGACUUUACCUUAAUCAGCCAAUCAAACUUGAUUUGGAUGAAACUUUUCAUAAAACAGAAAUCUUUUAAGUUUUGUUUUUAAGAAAAAAAAGGGAGCGAUAUGUUUCUUAUUUUCACAAAAGCUGACAAACUUCUGAAUGUACAGCAGGAAAUGAUUUGCGUUUGUUACAGUAGAUCUUUGUGCCAAACUGUGAAGGCUCUGCAGCAAUGACAGAAGACACCUCAGCCCGAUCGCAUGCUGUUGUAGGAGCAACCUCUUGUUGCUCAGUGAUUAACCACAGUCUAACAGCCAUUACAUGACAUUUAAUAGACUUAUUUUUCCUCUGGAGGAUUUAACAAGUGUGCCAAGUAGGAAUGGACAUCUGCUAUAAUCUUUAAAAUUGCUUGUACUUACAUGUUUGUUGUAUACUCUUUGUGCAAGAUGCCUUUUUUUGUUGUUGUUGUUGCUCUACACAAAUACGUGAUUCAGUAUUUUUUUAUAAUUCCCUAACUGUAUUUAUCUUAAACGUAUCUAUUGUGUUGCUUUUUAUACAAUAUAAAAAAAGAUUAUGAAAAUUGUUGCAAGUCGUUGCAGUAAGAUUUUACUAAUUCUGCUUUGUUAUCUAAACAGCUGUGUAUAAAUCUAUACGUAUAACUUUAAACGGUGCAUUUGAGAGAAUUUCACUUGCAUGUUUUGCUUUGUUCUUUAAGUGAAGAGUGAUGCCGCACUGAGCACACAAUGGGUCCAUUCUUAGUUGCGACGCUUUCAGACAAUUUUCCAAGAAUAAGCCGCUGAUUAUUGUUCUUUUCGAAUUUUGAAGCAGUCAGCUGCAGAAUAAAAAGAAAAGAAGCAAAGUUAUUGUUUUUUUUUAUAUAUGCUUUCAAGGUCCAAGAGUUGUCAAAUGCUGUGUGUCGUGUUACCGAAGUUUAUUUUGGUGCAAAUCCAUGCACUGCGUGUAAUGUCAAACAAGUAACGUGUGAGGACAAACGUCACUUUUUAUGUCAAUAGUGAACACAAAAAAAAGUCAUUUAAUCACUCGCUGGCUUACAUGCCACAGUUUUAAACUGAGAUGAACUUUUAUGAAAUGACGGAGCUAUGUAAAAUAACAUAACACACGAUCUACUAGAACUUGGACUAUGUGUUGAGAAUGACUGUCAGCUACUACCACACAAGUUUUAGCUCAUAGCCAUUUUGAUGUUAAAAUUAAUUGAGUUAACAUUAUUCAGUUGUAGAUCUGGUGAUUGUUUUUGGACUCCCAUUAAAGUUUGUUUGGUGAUUCAUGAGAAAUUGUGCCAAUAACACAGAUUAACACAAUCGUGUUUUUACCUUCGACAGAGAAAAUUACUGUUUUCAGUGUGAAAUCAAAAAAUGUGGAAAUGAUUGCAAGCCUGAUUGAACUUACUUUAUUGUUCAAAAGCAUUUUUUAACUUGUCAAUGUGAAAAGAGGAAAACAAAAAUGUUCGCUAACUUUCUGAAAAAAGACAUUACAUUGUUUUCUAACAUUUUUUAUCUUUGUAAUUGAAGAAAAAAAGCUGUGUCCUUCAGCACAGAUUCAUUACGUUUUACUGAACGGCUGCUUUAUUUUCUAAAAAGUCGUUGGGGUUUGAAUAUCACUGUUUGGUUAAGAGCAACAGAGUCAAGUGCCCAUAGCAGCAAGAAUGUAUAAUUUGUUAAACAUAAAAAGCUCAGAGAGCUUCUCUCUUGACUGAAAUAAGUGAUCAUUUUUCCAGAACACUUGAUCGGAUCUGUUCUGUGUUUCUGCACAACUUACCUGACCUCAUGCUUUUACAUAACACAAGAGCUAAACAAAGCAGCCAUGGCAAAGUGUUUGGAUCAGGAAGACAAAUGAAAAAUAAAGGAGCAACCAGUAAAUCGGGCAAAUACAUCGUAACGUUUUGUUUGAUCUCUUAUGUUGUGACAGUUAUUGUCUGAGAAAAACUCAAACAUCCAACAGGCCGGUUUCAUAAUUUUAUAAAUGAGUGUUCUUUGUUUUUUUCCUCUCCGUGCACAACCACAUUCACAAGAUAAGAGUUUUUUUUAAAACCACUUACACAAGAUUUUUUCCCACAAACAGCAGGAAAACACAUUUAGUCACGUAGACGCAACAACUGAGAGCGUGACAGGCAAAGCAAGAAGGAAAUGUGUGGCUGAGCAGUAGCAUGUGAUGACAGUAAUUUUGCUCUAUUUGCRUCUAUUUUUAAUGAGACAGAAAAUCAGGUUAUUAUUUGUUUAAAGGCACAGAGGGAAGCGUCUGGUGUCCCCGUCUGCGGUGUACGUUUUGCGUGGCGGGACUUCGAGUCAUGCUUAAGGCCRUGAGCGUGCAUGUUAUGUAAUUUAGUGUAAACUAAUAUUUCUCAGUUACGGUUCUGAAACACAGUACAUGUUGUGUUGAAGCUUUUGGUGUGUUGUUAAUGCCUUUUUUUCUUGCUUCAAAAUAAAAAGUGAAAAAAAAUCCU